Molecule: messenger RNA, 537 nt
Organism: Pleurotus ostreatus (oyster mushroom)
Lineage: Eukaryota; Fungi; Basidiomycota; Agaricomycetes; Agaricales; Pleurotaceae
Exons: 3
Coding region: 1-537 (178 amino acids)
Cellular component (GO): mitochondrion
Molecular function (GO): thiosulfate-cyanide sulfurtransferase activity
Source: RefSeq, a predicted model, not a curated record
AUGUUUCGAGUCGCAUUGUCUCGUUCGAGGGUAGCCAGGAUGCCUCGCUUGUCUGUAGCAAGCCGUCUUGCAGCUGGACGGUCACCUCUGCAGCUUCGUUCCCAAUCAACCCAGACGCCAACAGACAAGGAUAAAGUGAAGGAAGCUUUGAAACACAAUGAUGAUCUACAACGGGAUUGGGAUGCUCGGCUGCUCACAUACGAACAAAUGAAGCCCAAAACACAGAGCCCGACGCCGGACGCGUACAUCAUAGACGUUCGUGAACCCGACGAAGUGAUCCAAGGUUCAAUCCCCUCGGCCGUGAAUCUACCCUUGUCUGUACUUGGGAACUCCCUCCACCUGCCUGCAGCAGCGUUUCAGGAGAAGCAUGGCUUUACGAAGCCAAAGAGAGACCAAGAGAUUAUAUUCUACUGCAGAAGCGGCAAACGCAGCGCGUCAGCCUGCGAUAUUGCAAAAAGGAACGGAUAUACCAAUCUGUAUAACUACGAAGGGUCAUGGCUAGAUUGGAUAGAGAGGGAAGGCAAGAAGGCAACCUAA